Messenger RNA from Vespula pensylvanica (western yellowjacket), 1342 nucleotides. Its product is annotated as gamma-interferon-inducible lysosomal thiol reductase-like. The transcript has 6 exons. NCBI's taxonomy places the organism in Eukaryota, Metazoa, Arthropoda, Insecta, Hymenoptera, Vespidae. Gene Ontology annotation, molecular function: oxidoreductase activity, acting on a sulfur group of donors, disulfide as acceptor. The record is from RefSeq and is a predicted model, not a curated record. Bases 537 to 1250 code for a protein of 237 amino acids.
UCUAAAUAAAGUGAACGAUUGGCGCGUUUCUUAAAAUGGUAUUCAUCGGUAGAUUUUUGUACUGCCACCCAACGAAAGAAAAAUACAACUACGGCAUUGUUACACGAAUUAAAAAUUAUUAUAGAAGAAAUAAAAAAUAUCUUAAAGCUUUUUUUAAAAUGAAACAAUUUAUACUAACUUUAUCAAUUAGUGUAUGAGGUUAUACCUUUUGAAUGUUUGUCGUAAGAUUGAUGACAAAUCUUUUCCUUUCUUGGUUAUACCGGAAUACGCGCCAAUUAACGUUCAUACAUUUCCUUGAAACAUGAGAAAGUGAAACAAUGCAUUUAACUGUAUAAGAGUGAUAAGAAAUUUAUGGUUUUAUCAAAAACGUAGAUAUAUAAUAAAGUUAAGUAAUCAAGAAUCAACUUGUGCAUGGUGUCAUCUUAGAACAUCAUAAACAUAUGGAUCUUUAAAAUAGGUAUAAAAAUAAUGUCUAUAUAUUUGCAAUCUUUAUGGAUACGCUUACACAUUGUAUUUGUAGAGAAUAAAUUCAGAUAAUGGGGUUAUGCAGUUUUCGAUGGAAAGUAUUGCUGAUUGUUAUUACAAUCAUACUUCUAUGGCAAUCUUCGAAAAUAUUGUUAUCGUUUACACAAGAUCAUGUUGCAGAAGCAGAAGAAUUUUUGGAAAGCAAAUCAAUGUUAAUAGAGCAAAAAGCUAAUCCAAAAGAAAUAAUUCAUAUAACUGUAUAUUAUGAAACAUUGUGUCCUGAUUCUCGAAGUUUCUUUGUAAAGCAUUUAUUGCCAACAUAUAUGAAACUGAAAGAAAAUGUAGAGGUCACAUUGAUACCAUAUGGGAAAGCUAUGACUACACAAAAUGAUUAUACUUAUGAAUUUAAAUGUCAACACGGACCAAUUGAAUGCCAAGGGAAUAUGAUACAUGCAUGCGCCAUUGAUCUUAUAAAAGAUCAAUCACUUCUAUUGAAUUACUUAUCUUGCAUGAUAAAAAAUAAUAUAGAACCAGUAAAUAUAAUGGAAGUUUGUGCACAGAAAAUGAAUGUGGACUUUAAUGUUAUUUUGAAAUGUUAUUCUGGAGCAAAAGGAAAAGAACUUUUAGCUAGAUAUGGAGAAAGGACAAGUGCUCUUAAGCCACGAAUUUCUUUUAUACCUACAAUCUCUCUUAAUAAUAGUGUUAAGGACCAGGCUAAAAUCUUGAGAAAUUUAUUACAAGAAGUAUGUUUACUGUUUAAAAUCAAACCUGAAGGUUGUCUAUGAUCAAAGUAUAUUAUAUGUUAAAUGAUGAUUUUAAUUGAUGAGCUUCUUUAUUUGAAUCUGAUGAAUUCGAAAUAUAUUUUUGAAAACACUUA